AUGCUUUUUGAGACUUCUGCUCCAUCAAUUGAAGAUAUUGUGUUGUCACAUGACGGCCUGUCGAUCCAGCUGGCAGUAUUGGGAGGAGAAGCCGUCCUCAGAUUACUCCUCGAGCGUGGAGUACAACUACAGCCAAGUUACGUUGGACAUUCCCGCGCAUUGGCAUGUGCUGCUAUGCUAGCUAAUGUGCCUAUCUUGAAUAUGUCCUUAGAUGCGGGCUUUAGUCUAGAUGUACCGGGCGCACUCGGAUUGCCAUCCAAACUUGAUGAAAUUAGAGGUGGCACACUCCUCGCUCUCGCAGCUCAGGCUAAAGAUCGAGAUGCUGCUCAAGCUGCGGUUAAUCUUUUACUAGAACGUGGGGCACAGCCCAACCAGCCAGUCAGCGCUCGCAAUUACACUCCUUUGGUCUGCACGGUCUCUGGAGAAGCUGGAGAUAAUGUUAGGACUACUAAAUUUUCAUCGAGAAAAUAA
Messenger RNA from Penicillium egyptiacum, 471 nucleotides. Lineage: Eukaryota; Fungi; Ascomycota; Eurotiomycetes; Eurotiales; Aspergillaceae. The record is from the annotation of a GenBank genome assembly.